Molecule: messenger RNA, 819 nt
Organism: Sipha flava (yellow sugarcane aphid)
Lineage: Eukaryota; Metazoa; Arthropoda; Insecta; Hemiptera; Aphididae
Exons: 1
Coding region: 1-819 (272 amino acids)
Source: RefSeq, a predicted model, not a curated record
AUGAAUAUGCGAGUACAAUUGCAAAAUGAUCCAACGGCACAAGUAUUUUCAAAACAAUUGCUGGAUAUUGGAAAUGGUGAAAUUGAGUUGCAUCAAAAUACAGAAUACAUAAAAUUACCAGAUAUUUUCUGCACUGUUGUUGAAACGAGAAAUGAACUAAUUGAGAGUGUCUUUCCGGAUAUAUUGAAUUAUUAUUUAGAUCACAAUUGGCUCUGUAAUUGUGCUAUUUUGGCAGUAAGAAAUGUUGAUGUGAACGAAAUUAACUUCCAUAUACAACAGAUUUUGCCCGGUGAUUUGAUGUCUUUUAAAUCAAUCGACACAGUUAUUGAUGAAAACGAAACCGUAAACUUUCCAACUGAAUUUUUGAAUUCUCUGGAUUUACCAGAAAUGCCACCACACAACCUUCAAUUGAAAAUUGGUUCACCAAUCAUUCUUCUAUGUAAUUUAAACCCACCUCAAUUAUGUAACGGUACACGUUUAGUCAUAAAAAAAAUGACCGAAAAUAUUCUUGAAGCAACAAUUUUGUCGGGAAAAUUUAAAGGAGAUAUCGUCCUGUUGCCACGUAUUCCACUGAUGGGGUCGGAAUCUCCAAUACCGUUUAAAAGGCUCCAAUUUCCGAUUUGUUUAGCUUUUACGAUGACCAUAAAUAAAUCUCAAGGCCAAACAAUGUCUAUUUGCGGUUUGAAUUUGGAAAACACAUGUUUCUCACAUGGACAGCUUUAUGUUGCCUGCUCAUGUGUAGGAAAACCAUCAAAUCUCUUCGUGUUAGCGAAAGACAGGUUAACCAGAAAUGUUGUACACAAAGUAGUACUUAGAUAA